Cajanus cajan (pigeon pea) is the source of this 501-nucleotide messenger RNA. RefSeq names its product pathogenesis-related protein 1-like. NCBI's taxonomy places the organism in Eukaryota, Viridiplantae, Streptophyta, Magnoliopsida, Fabales, Fabaceae. The record is from RefSeq and is a predicted model, not a curated record. Gene Ontology annotation, cellular component: extracellular region.
AUGGGGUUGUGCAAGGUUUCAUUGUCUCUAUUUUAUGUGUUGGGGUUAGUGAUGGUUGGUCAUGUGGCCUACGCCCAAGACUCAGAAGAAGACUACGUGAAUGCACACAACGUUGCAAGGGCACAAGUGGUUGUUGAAAACUUGGGUUGGGAUGAUACCGUCGCAGCUUUUGCACAAAACUACGCUAAUCAACGGCAACGCAAAGGUGAUUGCCAACUGAUCCACUCGGGUGGCGGUGGAAAAUACGGAGAGAAUAUUGCUAUGAGCACUGGUGACCUAAGUGGCGUAGAGGCAGUGAAAAUGUGGGUCGAUGAGAAACCCUACUAUGACUACUAUUCUAACUCUUGUGUUUACGGUCAGCAGUGUCUGCAUUACACUCAGGUUGUUUGGAGAAACUCUGUACGCAUUGGAUGUGCCAAAGUAAGAUGUGAUAAUGGAGGCACUUUCAUCACUUGCAACUAUUCUCCCCCUGGCAACUAUAUACGUGAAAGACCCUACUAG